UCUGUUCUAAACAUUAAAUUAAGCUCUGAGUGUGUUUAAGCUAACACCGGGUACCCAUGACAGCAGAUACCGUAGUGUGAAAGCCUAAAAACUCUGAAAUUACGUAUUUAUCAUCUCAAUGUGACCCGUGUCCGCCAUAUCCUUACAAUGAGAUGGCACGGCUGCAGUCAUUUCUCUGUACAGGAGGCACGCGCCAGGCGCUCGCGGAGGAGCGAUACGUCAACCAUCCGGUGAAAAAGAGAAAAGUCACUCUGGGGUCGAGUGCUUAACUGCGACAAAAGACUAAAGAUGGCUGAGGACAUUAAAGCUAAACUGGAGAAUUACCGCACUGCCCCCUUUGAUGCUAGAUUCCCCAACCAGAACCAGACCAGGAACUGCUGGGCCAACUAUGUUGACUACCAUCGCUGUCAGAAAGCUUUGACUGCUAAAGGAGCAGACAUAAGCCCUUGUGAGUGGUACAGUAGGGUCUACAAGUCCCUCUGCCCCGUGGCUUGGGUAGAGAAAUGGGACGAGCAGAGGGAGGCGGGGACCUUUCCUGGAAAAAUCUGAGACUGCCAUGCCCGUAGGCCUUUGCCUCCCCAGACUGUCAGCUAAAUGUUUGUAUCAGAGAUGCUCUUCAUCGUUGCUGUUCCACCACUCCUGACCCAGGAGCACACUGACCUGAAUGGUCAUUCCCAACAGCCGCUAAUUGUGCAUUAAAAAUUCUCAGGAUGUAUGUACGGAG
Nothobranchius furzeri (turquoise killifish) is the source of this 724-nucleotide messenger RNA. It is a transcript of the gene cox6b1, whose product is annotated as cytochrome c oxidase subunit 6B1. Gene Ontology annotation, cellular component: mitochondrion; respiratory chain complex IV. Lineage: Eukaryota; Metazoa; Chordata; Actinopteri; Cyprinodontiformes; Nothobranchiidae. The record is from RefSeq and is a predicted model, not a curated record.